ACUGGGAAUCUGCAAUUAGACUUGGUGUGCUGGAUUGUGGGGAAGAAGAGAACUACGAGACGUGCAAAGAAUAUGGUAUUCACUACUACCCAACGUUCAGGUUCUUCAAAGCGUUUACAAAGCAGUUUACUACUGGAGAAAAUUACAAAGGAGCAGAUCGAGAGCUGCAAACAGUGCGUCAGAUGAUGAUUGACUUCUUACAGAACCACUCCCAAGAGCUGAGACCUCCUGCUUGCCCGCCGCUAGAUCCCGUUCCGUCCAGUGAUAUCACGUCUCUUUUUGACAAGAGCAGCCAUCAUUAUACUGCCAUUGUGUUUGAAAGUAAUAACUCCUAUGUUGGACGAGAGGUUAUUUUAGACUUGAUCCAGUAUGAAAACAUCAUUGUAAAGAGAGUAUUGAAUUUUGAUAAGCCUUUUCUUGAGAAACUUGGUAUUACCUCAGUCCCUUCGUGCUACCUGAUGCACCCUAAUGGGUCCCAUGGAUUAAUUAACAGUUUGAAGCCUCUACGGUCUUUCUUUUCUUCGUAUUUAAAGUCACUGCCAGGUGUAAGAAAAAAACUUCUUUUGCCACUUCAGCUGCCUGCUCAAGAAAACAAAGAGGAGAGUACAGAAACCAAGGUGUGGAAAGAGUUCGAUAAAGCUAAGCUGUACAUGGCUGACCUUGAAUCGGGAUUGCAUUACCUGCUCAGGGUAGAGCUUGCUACACACAAGACACUUGAGGGAGCUGAGCUAAAGACCUUCAAGGAUUUUGUUACUGUCUGUGCCAAGCUUUUUCCUGGCCGUCAGCCUGUUGUAAAGUUGUUAGAGACCUUGCAAGAGUGGCUGGUGAGCCUUCCAUUAGACAAAAUCCCUUAUGAUGCUAUCCUAGAUCUUGUCAACAACAAAAUGCGGAUUUCUGGGAUAUUUCUCUCUAGGAAGGUUCAAUGGGUCGGGUGUCAGGGCAGCAGACCCGAGCUGCGGGGUUAUACCUGUUCCCUUUGGAAGCUGUUUCACACCCUCACCGUUCAAGCUGCGCUGCAACCAAAGGCCUUGAUACAUACAGGUCUUGAAGACAAUCCCCAAAUAGUACUUCAGGUCAUGCGGAGAUACAUUCAGCACUUUUUUGGAUGCAAGGCUUGUGCUCAGCAUUUUGAAGAAAUGGCUAAGGAGUCUAUGGAUUCCAUUAAAACCUUUGACAAGGCUGUUCUCUGGCUCUGGGAGAAACACAACGUCGUGAAUAACAGGCUUGCAGGUGCUUUGACUGAAGAUCCAAAAUUUCCCAAAGUUCAGUGGCCAACUCCAGACAUUUGUCCUACAUGUCAUGAAGAAAUCAAAGGAUUACACAGCUGGAAUGAAGCCCAAGUUCUACAGUUCAUGAAGUAUCACUACAGCAGUGAAAAUAUUCUAUAUAAAUAUGCUGAAAGCCAGACAGACUCCAGUGAAACUGAACAGGGGGAUACAAGGGAGGGGAAAGACAAAAGCCUACUGAAGAAACCAAGUGGAAACAGAGAAAAUAAGAUCCAGGAUAAAGAAAACACACUUGAUUCAGAAUCUAAGGUGUUAGAUAAGCUAAUAGCAAAUCAUGGACCUGUCAAAGAUAGCGAUAAAAGCGCGGUUCGGUCAGGCACCCUUAAAGAGGCAAAGCAGGCCGUGUCCUUCUUGGGGAUUGGAUUUUCCAACAUAGACAUGAGUCUGUGUGUCAUUCUGUACGUAGCCUCAUCCUUGUUUCUGAUGAUAAUGUACUUUUUUUUCCGAAUGAGAUCCAAACGGUGGAAAGUGAAGUAUUACCGGUCAUCGGCUUAG
Nestor notabilis (Kea) is the source of this 1781-nucleotide messenger RNA. It is a transcript of the gene QSOX2, whose product is annotated as quiescin Q6 sulfhydryl oxidase 2. Gene Ontology annotation, biological process: protein folding. The record is from RefSeq and is a predicted model, not a curated record. The transcript has 11 exons. Gene Ontology annotation, molecular function: protein disulfide isomerase activity; flavin-dependent sulfhydryl oxidase activity. NCBI's taxonomy places the organism in Eukaryota, Metazoa, Chordata, Aves, Psittaciformes, Psittacidae. The annotation marks the transcript as partial. Gene Ontology annotation, cellular component: Golgi membrane.